AGCGAAUUGGCGUUGGUCAGCAUGCUAGGUUACGUGUUGGUCUUCUCAGUCUCUGAUAGUUGCAAGCGCCGCUUUUCUUCUCUUGAUCGCGAUGUCGUGCCUAAACCUAUGUGCUCUCCCCUAUACUGCACCAGAGCCACCUGCAGAACUUUUCCGCCACGUUGAGAGAGAGUCUGGACAUUCUGACACGGCAGCGUUCAAGGAGGGUCUAGACAACCGUGAUGUGUUCUUUGCAAAGCGCAAGUGUGUGAUUUGUGGGUCCAGGAAUCGGAUACUUUUAGAACGUUGUCAUAUCGUUGCUCGCUCGGACUGUCAUGUGUGGACGUUCCUCAGGAACAUAGGAUGGAUUCCAGAGGGUGCUAGGGAAGCGCCUGGGCAUGAGCCCCGCAAUGGGUUGACGAUGUGCCCAAACCAUAAUCGGUCAUUCGAACGUUGGCAGUUUUUCAUUCGCUUUCGACCAGAUAUCCAAAAAUAUAUCUUCAUCCACUACGAUAGCUACGCUGAGUCUCUAGAACUGGCACAGUUCCACGGCAAGGCCAUUGCCCUUGAUCCCAAAGACAAGCACUCGCCACUCCCUCUUCUAUUCCUUACCCACGAAUAUAUGGUCCGCGGGAGAAAUUUCCACCAACCAUCACCCAUCCCGGAGCCAACUAAUACUUGGCAGGAUUGGAUGGUCAAUUACGAUGUGGUAAACGAGGGAGACGAAGGUUCAUUCACUUUCAACCGCUCGGGCCCCCCAAGGCGCAAUUCUCCUAUCUACCAGUCUGCGAACCUGCAAGGGUUCGACACCGAUGCCUCACCUUCUGGUUCUCAAAAUGGAAUCAUGCCACCUACCCCUGACCUCGUCGCAGAAUUGAUGGCGUAUCAACUUACCAUGCCCAGUUGGAAGGCGUGGCAGACGGAGAGCAUGAGCUGGGAAGGGACGGCGGAAGAAAACAUAAAACAAUAUGUCGAGAAGGUGGGCGUCGAAGAACCUGAAGGAUUGAAUGGUUAAACCUAGACUCGUACCCUGGACGCGCAAAAUAAUAGCUUUUGCACGCAAACGUUCUCACGUUCUGGUGCUAUUCACGUUCUGUACUCAAUGC
Molecule: messenger RNA, 1085 nt
Organism: Cantharellus anzutake
Lineage: Eukaryota; Fungi; Basidiomycota; Agaricomycetes; Cantharellales; Hydnaceae
Exons: 3
Coding region: 92-994 (300 amino acids)
Source: RefSeq, a predicted model, not a curated record